Molecule: messenger RNA, 1799 nt
Organism: Gastrolobium bilobum
Lineage: Eukaryota; Viridiplantae; Streptophyta; Magnoliopsida; Fabales; Fabaceae
Product: FCS-Like Zinc finger 10-like
Exons: 3
Coding region: 233-1342 (369 amino acids)
Source: RefSeq, a predicted model, not a curated record
CUUAUCUGUGUCAGCAUCAUUUCUCUGAAGUUUCUCUUCUCUUCUCUUCUCUAGCACACACAGAGAGAAAACCCAGGUGGGGGUUCUUCCUGCACUGCAUUGUUCCUUCUCUUUCUUUUUAAAAAGUAUUGAUAUUUGAACAAGUCUCUUGGUUCCACACCCUGUUACUUUACUGCAGGUGUUUUGAGAUAAUACUGAGGAAGAGGACUAGGUCACACUUCAAAAGAAUCAAAUGACUAUUACUGAUACUAAUUACGAUCACAAUUCUAAGUCUCAUGCUUUGGGUAGCAAUGUCAAAAGAAACUCAAUUUUCAAUACCCCUUUUCUGUUUGUGGGUAUGGGUCCUAAAGGCUUGUUGGAUUCUGAUUCAAUUAAGAGCCCCACUUCCCCCCUAGAUUUUAAGUUUCUUUCAAAUCUAGGUAACCCCUUUAAAACCCCAAAAUCAUCAUCACCCAAUGAGGGGCAGCAACAAAGGAGCUGGGAUUGUACCAAAGUAGGUCUAAGUAUUAUAGAUUCUUUGAAAGAGUGUUGCAAGUUUUCUGGUGAAAUUCUCCUGUCAUCAGAGUGCAAGAAGACUGGUCUCAGUCCCCAAAUGAUUAUCAAAACCCCAAAUUGUAAAUCCUACAUGGAUUCUGUUCAGUCAUCCAAAUCCUUACCUGAAGAUUAUUUUAAGCUUCCUUAUGCCCAGAAUGGUUCUAUUUUCCACAAGGGGGAAUCCACUGUUCUUUUUGAGAUUGGAGAAACCCCGUUAGAACAUGAGCCUUUUGGGAAAGCUAUGUCUUGUUCAUUGGAUUCAUGCAGUCCUAUUAAAGAACUGUCUAAUUUAACUGGUUCCAACUUUGAUUCAGAGAAUUUUGCUAUGAACCAAGUGAGUUCUCCUCCUCAUUUUAUUGGAGGAAGCCAGAACCAAAACAACAACUUUGAACCUAUAGAGUUAAAUUCAAACCCUUUGUCCCUGUCCUCCUCCAAUGAAUUAAUCAAGUCUCUAUCAGCAAGUGAGAUUGAACUCUCUGAGGACUACACAUGUGUAAUUAACCAUGGUCCCAAUCCCAAAACCACCCAUAUUUUCUGUGACUGCGUUUUGGAAACUCAUGCUAAUGAUUUUAAAAAACAUCAUAAGAAUGAAGUGAAGGAGGAGGGAUUGUCCUCCCUCGUGGCUAACACUCCAAACCAAUAUCUAUCUGGUGACUUCUUAAGCUUCUGCUACCAUUGCAACAAGAAAUUGGAAGAGGGGAAAGAUAUUUACAUAUAUAGAGGUGACAAAUCAUUUUGCAGUUUAACAUGCCGUGCCAUGGAGAUCAUGAUUGAUGAGGAAUAUAGAGAAAUUGAAUCCAUCAUCUGAAAACUCUUUAAAGUGUAAUUUUGUGGCAUCCUCAUAUCUAUACAUAAGAGGCUUUUCUGUCAUUGGCACUGAGCCCUUGAGAUGAGUAGACGCACCUGAUCAUCUAUUCACAAAUUAAGAGCUGUUUUAUGUGAAUCUAUUAGCAGCCAUGGAUGAUUGUUUUGUACAUCAGUGCGUUUGCCAUUGGUUUUUUAGCUUUCAUGGUCUCAGUGGACGAUGGCUCUCUUCAUAGAGAUUUGAUUUCCAUAUAUAACUGGAUAUAUAAGUUGUGAAAUUCCGUGAUAGAUUAAGCUUAUUUUUCAUGCAAAAGUUAAGGGUGGAAGCCCAUUUUUCUUGGCUGACCCCUUAUUGAAGUUGCCUUGUAUUAUCUCUACAUAUUAUGUCAAGAAUCAGUGUAUGCAACUCAAAACAAGUUUUUGACUUGAACGUAAUGAAACUAUUUCUUUUCUGGAAUGUA